CCCGCUCCGGGGCCGGCCGGGGGUUCCUCGGGCGGCGUGGCCUGCGAGGACCAGUUCGACUGCAAGGAGCUGGAGUCGCUCUUCCAGAACUACAACCUGAAGCUGGAGCAGACGUCGACCCUCAAGGCGCUGGCCGUGCUCAUCGUCCUCACCGGCAGCCUGGCGCUGCUGGAGCUCCUGGCCGGGCCGCGCCGCCUCACCAUCGCCAAGGGCUCGCACCCGGUGCACGGCGUCAUCUUCCUCUCCCUCUUCAUCCUCACCAACGUCAAGUACCUGCAGGUCACCCAGCUCCAGCAGAUCGUCAAGCUCACCCUGCUCUUCGCCUUCACCUUCGCCUUCCUCUGCUGCCCCUUCUCGCUCGGCGCCGACGGGCCCCAGACCCCCGCCGCCCCCGAGCAGGGACUCUGGCAGCUCAUGCUCGUCACCUUCGUCUCCUACGCCCUCCUGCCCGUCCGCACCCUCCUGGCCAUCCUCUUCGGCUGCGUCGUCGCCCUCUCCCACCUCGUCGUCGCCGCCACCUCCGUCAGGGCCAAGAGGCAGCCCCUCUGGAGGACGCUUGUGGCCAAUGCUAUCCUUUUUGUCAGUGUAAAUUUGUAUGGGGUCUUUGUGAGGAUUUUGACAGAGAGGGCACAAAGGAAGGCUUUCCUUCAGGCCAGGAACUGCAUAGAGGACAGGCUGAAGCUGGAGGAUGAAAAUGAAAAACAGGAACGACUCUUGAUGAGCCUUUUGCCCAGGAAUGUUGCCAUGGAAAUGAAGGAGGACUUCCUGAAGCCGCCUGAAAGGAUUUUCCACAAGAUUUACAUUCAGAGGCACGACAACGUCAGCAUAUUGUUUGCGGACAUUGUCGGGUUCACCAGCUUGGCGUCACAAUGUACCGCUCAAGAACUGGUGAAGCUUCUGAACGAGCUCUUUGGGAAGUUUGAUGAAUUGGCUACAGAGAACCACUGCAGAAGGAUAAAAAUCCUAGGUGACUGUUACUACUGUGUAUCAGGACUGACGCAGCCCAAAACGGAUCAUGCCCACUGUUGUGUCGAAAUGGGAUUGGAUAUGAUUGACACCAUCACGUCAGUCGCUGAAGCCACGGAAGUAGAUCUCAAUAUGAGAGUCGGCUUGCACACCGGGAGGGUGCUGUGUGGCGUCUUGGGUCUUCGCAAAUGGCAGUACGAUGUUUGGUCAAACGAUGUGACUCUCGCUAAUGUCAUGGAGGCCGGAGGGUUGCCUGGGAAAGUGCAUAUAACAAAGACCACCUUAGAGUGCCUAAAUGGUGACUACGAGGUAGAACCAGGGUUUGGCUAUGAAAGGAACAGUUUCUUGAAGAAGCAUAACAUUGAGACCUUUUUCAUUGUGCCAUCUCAUCGGAGGAAGAUAUUUCCAGGGCUUAUUCUCUCGGACAUAAAGCCUGCCAAAAGAAUGAAGUUCAAGACUGUCUGUUAUCUGCUGGUCCAACUCAUGCAUUGCCGUAAGAUGUUCAAAGCCGAGAUCCCUUUCUCCAACGUCAUGACCUGCGAAGAUGACGACAAGUCGCUUUUUCUGUCAGAGAUGAUGGCACAGGACAUGAGCGUGGGAAGAAUGGCCGGAGGCUUAUCAGUGAAAAGGGACUCCGUCCUGAGAUCCUUUUUACUUCUCCGUAAGCCUGCCCACGUGCUUCUGAUACACCUUUCAAGCCACCGGAGCUUUGUCCCAUUCGGUGGCCGGAGACAGAGCAGAACUAAUUCUCCCAUGUUUGUUUGUUCCUGCCGCAACAACACCCCCGGAACUCGAGUGAACCGAUACAUUAGCCGUUUAAUCGAGGCCCGGCAAACGGAGUCGGAGAUGGCAGACCUAAAUUUUUUUACCCUGAAGUACAAACAGAUGGAACGUGAGCAAAAAUAUCACCAGCUUCAGGACGAAUAUUUCACCAGUGCUGUAGUCUUGUCACUAAUUCUAGCUGCCUUAUUCGGCCUUGUCUACCUUUUAAUAAUCCCACAGAGUACCAUAGUCCUUGUCCUCCUGGUGUUCUGCAUAUGCUUCCUCGUGGCGUGUAUCAUGUACCUCCAUGUCACUCGAGUACAAUGUUUUCCAGGGUGCCUGACAAUACAAAUUCGAACCGUUUUGUGUGUUUUUAUUGUGAUCUUAAUUUAUUCAGUGGCACAAAGCUGUGUGGUGGGUUGUAUGCCUUGGGUCUGGAGUUCUAAUUCCAGCAAGUCCAUAGUGAUCAUUUCUCCCGGCGGGGCGAACGAAACGAUGAGCGAACUUCCGUGCGACGCGGCCCAUUAUGCGUUCCUCUCUUGCGUGGUCGGGACUCUGACGCUGGCAAUAUUUUUACGCGUCUCUUCCUUGCCAAAAAUGAUCCUCCUGCUUUUUGUUACAAUUCUGUACAUAGUCAUUUUGGAACUCAGCGGAUACCGAAAAGCAGUGGGGGGCGGCUCCUUUUAUAUGCGUGGCUAUGAACCCAUAUUAGCCAUUUUGCUGUUUUCCUGUGCUUUGGCACUUCAUUCCAGGCAGGUGGAUCUGAAGCUACGUCUGGACUACCUCUGGGCUGCGCAG
Gekko japonicus is the source of this 2526-nucleotide messenger RNA. It is a transcript of the gene ADCY1, whose product is annotated as adenylate cyclase 1 (brain). The transcript is spliced from 15 exons. Gene Ontology annotation, biological process: intracellular signal transduction; adenylate cyclase-activating G protein-coupled receptor signaling pathway; cAMP biosynthetic process. The annotation marks the transcript as partial. Gene Ontology annotation, molecular function: adenylate cyclase activity. NCBI's taxonomy places the organism in Eukaryota, Metazoa, Chordata, Lepidosauria, Squamata, Gekkonidae. The record is from RefSeq and is a predicted model, not a curated record.